AUGGUGACGGCCCUUGUGUCCACAUCAAAGCGAUUAAAAUCUACGUUGUUGGUUGUUUAUUGUUUCAGUGAGAAAAAGUACGCGCAGAUUGAGAAGAAGGCGCUCGGAAUCGUGUAUGGUGUGACCAAGUUCCGUAAGUAUCUCUACGGACGGAAGUUCGAACUCUACACUGAUCAUGAGCCACUGACCAAGAUCUUUGGGCCACACACGGGUGUGCCCACACUUGCAGCGUUGCGCUUACAGCGAUGGGCGUUGAUUUUGAUGGCGUACAAUUACACCAUUCACUACCGCAGAUCAGCCAAGAAUGCAAAUGCGGACAUGCUGUCUAGGUUUCCUAUGGAUGGUGCACGUGUAGCUGUUGAGAGACAGGUGAAUUAUUUCAGUCUGGCAGAUGAGCUGCUAGUUGCUGCGAGGGACAUAGCUGAAGAAACCCGGAACGAUCCGGUUUUAUCGCGUGUGUUCUUGUACGUUCUGAAUGGCUGGCCGAGAGAACUACCUGACAGUAGUCUGCAGCCAUAUUGGAACCGCCGUGAGGAACUAUCUGUAGAUCAAGGAUGCAUCUUGUGGGGGUUGCGCAUCGUCAUACCUCUUAAGUAUAGACAAAGAUUGUUGUCAGAACUACACCAUGAGCACUGGGGUGUGGUUAAGAUGAAGGCUAUGGCUCGUGGGUAUUUGUGGUUUCCAGGACUCGAUCAGGACAUUGAGACUUUGGUGAAUGCAUGUGACGCUUGCCUGGCUAUGAAAGACAAGCCAGCCCCUGCCCCACUGAUUCCAUGGCCAUAUCCAACCAGCUUUUGGCAGAUAGUCCAUGUUGACUUUGGGUUCGUUGAGCGUGUGAAUUACUUCAUGCUGAUUGUUUCAUACAGCAAGUGGGUAGAGAUCGAGUUGAUGAAAACGGGCACUACUUCUGAGAAAACUAUUUGUACAUUUCGUAGUUGGUUUGCGCGCCUAGGUCUUCCUUUAACUUUGGUUUUAGAUAACGGGCCCAAGUUCAAUGCGAAUGAAUUUGCCGACUUCAUGCGCAGAAACGGAAUUCAGCACAAGUUGGUACCGCCGUAUCAUCCCCAGUCAAACGGAGCAGCGGAGAAUAUCGUGAAGUCAGCGAAGACCGCGUUCAAAAAGCAUUUCCUGGCGGGGGAGAAAGGACAUGAGCAACGUCGUACCCCUCAGCAGCGCGUUGAUAACUUCUUGUUGACAUAUCGCACUACACCCCAUACUGUGACUGGGGUAAUCCUGGCUGAGUUAGUGUUCAAACGUCCGUUGAGAACACGGUUCUCCUUACUACGUCCAGAUCUGAACAAGACUGUGACAGAAAAACAGGACAAGAUGGUGAAAAAUCAUGAUAACCGUGGUGUCAAGGCAUGGGCUUUUGUCCUCAAUGAGAUUGUGCGCGUGCGCAACUUCCGAAAUGGAAGGGAGAAACGGCUCCCAGGUCGUGUGGUCAAAAUUCAAGGACCACAGUCGUACAUUAUGGAGGUUGGUGGCCGAUGUAGAUUUGUACACGUGGAUCACCUACUUCGCAGUGGAGAACUUACAUUGGAAGCACAGGAAGAACCAGAUCUCAUGCCAGACAUGCCUCUAGUGCAACCUGAGCGUCUGGCUCCAGUUCAGGCACCAGGCCAUGUGGAACCUCCUGCGGGACCCGCUCCAUUACCUGUUCCUGAGAACACCGCUGUUGCCAGUCCAGCCCCAGCUCCGAGGAGAUCUGAACGUGCAAAAAACCACCUGAGCGUUUGA
This is a messenger RNA of Lineus longissimus, 1737 nucleotides long. RefSeq lists its product as uncharacterized. The transcript has 2 exons. Gene Ontology annotation, biological process: DNA integration. The record is from RefSeq and is a predicted model, not a curated record. Gene Ontology annotation, molecular function: nucleic acid binding. NCBI's taxonomy places the organism in Eukaryota, Metazoa, Nemertea, Pilidiophora, Heteronemertea, Lineidae. Bases 1 to 1737 code for a protein of 578 amino acids.